Molecule: messenger RNA, 495 nt
Organism: Protopolystoma xenopodis
Lineage: Eukaryota; Metazoa; Platyhelminthes; Monogenea; Polystomatidea; Polystomatidae
Source: the annotation of a GenBank genome assembly
AUGGUGCUAAGAAUGGCGAGACUCACUUACGAUGCCGGUGAAACGUCUGGGAAUGUACCACAUCAACGGUCCGACUUUGGAAAUGCUCAUGCAUACAAUGGACUUUGGACAAGUGCCAAAUCGACUCCUUGUUUGCCAAAUAAUUCCGAUUCCUCAGACACUGACUCAGAUAGUCCUCUGUCUCCAUCUGAUAUUUUCUCAACUGAUGAUGACCUAGCUCGAGCGCACUCGCCCCAUUCCUUGGCUGGCCUACAAUGUAGGCCUUGUUCCCGCAUCACCUCCAGACGCUCGGUCGCGCCCACUAUCAGCCACGAAUCGGCUGACGAGUCAUCGCAGUUUGUGGAUUGCCAGACUGAUCAGCCAGUUGUUUCCUGCCCCAUUUGGACCCCUCCAGCCUUGUAUCGUCAACUGAACAGGCUGCCAGUCGAGAAUCGGCUUGCCAUCUGGCGCUUUCCAUCAGUCCCAUCCCAGUCGCCUCUAGAGGAAGAUGAGUGA